AUGGCGAACCGCGACAAAGGACGCAGAAAGUGGGGAGGAUUUUCACAAGAAUCAAUGACUUCCAAAUUGGAGAAGGACAGGCUGGCAGGGAUACGUGGUGGUGGAAACAGAGCAUCUCAGGCUUUAUACAGGCCAGGAAGUGGCCCUUUACGUAAAUCUGGUAGAUCUGGCGGUGCCGACGAAUACGAUAAUGAGAAUGGUUCUCAGGAAAAAUCUAGAGUGAGCUCCGUCCAGUAUCGUUCAAGACAGUCACAACCUCAUAGAACCAAUCAAGCACAGGAUAGUCCACCUCUGUCACAAAUUGACAAUGUAACUGAAAAAUUGGACAAUACCCAUAUUAACUAUAGAAAUAGCAGCAAUAGUGAAUCACAGAGCAUUGGUAACAACUCUGGUGGAGGGGCAGGUAGAAAUGAUCCAAAAAAGAAAAAUAGGAAACCUGAACAACUGCUGUAUGUACCAAAAAAAGUGAAAGAAGCUUUGGCUGAACAGGAUGGCACCAAUAGAUCCCCCAGCCAUGUUGUAUGGGAAUGUGAGAGAGAAGAGAGCAAUGAUCGCGAUUCGCAUUCCAAUCGUAAUAACAAAAGCGAUCGUAAUCGCGUGGGCAGUCAUGGUACACGGGACAAUGAGAGUGAAGGCAAGAGUAGAGACGACACCAGUAAACGAUAUUCGGGCAACCGUCGACAUCGUCAUGUCAACGAGAACGAGGAGCGUUGGCGAUCUGAGCAUUGGCGUUCCGAAUCACCAAUGUCCAAAAACUGUGCAAAUCGAAAGGAUAAUAUACGUGAAGUCAGACAGGGCUCGGAACCUUUAUCUGUGACCAAUCAGAAUGAUUUUAAUCGUACGCGAGACACUCGCAGUGUAGAGCCGGUCGGGCAUUCGGAAAAGUUUCAAGGCAAACCACCUUCAGGCCGCCGUAAUGUGAAAGAUGGUUUGUCGAAGAAUAUCAAAUUAGAACUCCUGCCGCCGCGAUUGCAAAAGAAAUAUCUCAUUGAUAACGGAUAUGCAUUACCCAGCAGCAAUCCAGGAACGUCCAUAGAGAACUCUUGGAAUGGUAGCAGUAUUACGUUUCAGGGUGUGAGCAGUUAUAAUUAUCCACCAGCGGUGCAGCAUUCACAAACAAUGCAAAAUCUGCCACCAUCUGGAUCGUUGCCACCGCAAUCUAGUUGGAUUAAUACCGUACCGACGAGAAGCAGAGGUAGAGGUAGACUUAGACCCGAGGAAUUGGACGGUACAGCCAGCAGCCUUUUCAGACCUGUUACACCUGAACAAUACUCAGCUCCGAGUUCUAGAUCCCAUACUCCUAGCCAGGAAUAUACGCGGUCUUACGAUCGCCGCGGUAGCAAUAGCACUAUGUACACCAGUAUGGAAAGCUUGAGUCGUGCUGAUAGCGUAAUGAUGCCUCCGCCUUCAUCUGCAUCGCCAGCGACUUCGCAAUCAAAUUCAAAUAGAGGUCACAGAUCACCUGAGAAUCAUCGUAGAGGCGCAGUGUCACCAACAGCAGAUAAUCGUAACACCAGCAACACGCAAAGAACAAUCGCUAGUAACGCCUAUGAACAUGCUUCAAGCCUGGACAAACAAAAUAAUCCACAAAACAAGAAUCUUAACUCCAUGAAAAGCGAGUCAUGUAACAAAUCAUCUUACACCACAACUGAAACAUUUGAUUGGAGCGAAGAAGUUGAAUUGAAUGAAAAAUUAGAACAGGAACAUUUGAGCCGUAGUUCGUCUGUAUUAAGCAUACGGGAAAGCACAAGUGUGCUGCGAGGUCAGGCUAUGGGCGAGAGUUUUAGGCGACGUAAAAAAAAAAAACGGACACCUCGAGAUGCUGACCGUGGUAGUAGUAAAGACAAAGGCCGAGGUACCAGCCGCGAACGUCAGAAGAAUCAACAGAAUAGAGAGAAUGAUAAUUACAACAAUAAUCAAAAGAAUAAUAACAAUAACAGUAGCAGUAGACGGUACGAUCACAGGAGGCGUAAUAUCAUUCAGCGUAGCCGAGAGUCGAGUAAAGAUAGAAAUUAUGGUGGCAGUUAUAGAAACUUUGAUGAUUUUCACAGAUCUCGCAGGACUGAUAGGUACUUAGAUGAGGAUUGGAGAACAGGUAGAAAAAUAUCGACUUGCGAGUCAGAUGACGGGAGACAAACUCCUAAAGUUUCCUCUCACACUGCUCCACUUUCGAGUGGGGUGAAUUCAAGCGUGAUUUUGAGCGUGAAUUCAAACUCAACAGUACACCGAUCGUCUCCGACGGGAUAUAGUAACGCUCAACCGGGCGUCUUGAUCUUGCCUAACGAGACUAGUCAGUCGUCACUUAAUCAGACAGCUACAACCUCUCAGCAAGGAACUGGACAGCAACAGCAAAGAACGUUGUUUGAUCCGAAUAAUCCACAUAAACCUAUUGUUAUCACUUCACCUGGAAGUAGAGCAGCUGCGCAGAGGGAUAGUGACAUGCAAAUCUCAAACGUUCCAGUAUUUCAAUCUAAUGUAGGUAUUACAUCGCCGCAUUACUCUUUCCAUAGCGCCCCAUUAGACGGUAUGCCACCACCGUACAUGAACGACCAAAUUGGAAAUGCGCGACCUCCGUGGUACGAGCCAUUUUCAGCUAGUUUUCAUUCAGCGAAAAAUCACUGCCUUCUAUUGGACAUAGAACGUGCCGAUCUGGAACUACAAUGGAUAAUAAGUUCCGGUAGCUUUACCUCUCGUUUGGAUAGAGUCUCAUAUAUACGACACUUUCUUCAACAGAGCUUAAAGAUCUUGCUUGAGACUGAUAUCAAAUUCUGCCAGGCAGAGAACGUUGAGCAACAUUUUUGGAAGAUAUUGUUUUAUAAUCUGAUUGAGAUGUUGCGAAAAGCGAUGCCCAAAGAGAACUCUGAAGGGCGAGAACGUUAUAAGCAGAUAAUGUUAAAUAUCAUUGAUGAGGGUACCACUUACUUAGAAAGCUUAUUAUCUACUCUCGAGACUACGUAUCAGUUUAAAUUAGAUGCAUUUCUUGGGUCGUCGAGUCUACCUAAGGGUCUUGGACUCUUGGGAUUGGCCUUAGUUAGUGCCCAAAAGAUAUUUUUAUUCUUGGGAGACUUGGCGAGAUACAAAGAACAAGCAAAUGAAACGAGCAAUUAUGGAAAAUCUAGGCAGUGGUACUUGAAAGCGCAGCAAAUUAACCCUAAAAAUGGCAGACCUUAUAAUCAACUUGCUCUACUGGCACAUUAUGCGAGACGAAAGUUAGAUGCUGUGUAUUAUUACAUGCGAUCUCUUAUGGCAUCCAAUCCUUUCCAUUCUGCCAGAGAAAGUUUAAUAGGGCUCUUCGACGAAAACAGAAAGAAGUAUCUACAUUAUUACGAGUCUAUCGAACGUAAACGGAAGGAGGAAAGAGAAUCGAAAGAGCGGGCGAGGAUGAAGGAGAAGGAAGGUGCGAACAUCAUCGGCGGCGGACUGAGGAGAGAAACGUGGAUUCAUCCAGGUGACGGUAGGCGGGUGCGACGUACGACGAGCACGGCCAACGAAGCGAGAUUGUCCCACGCAAGCGACUUGGAAGAGUUAUCGCAAUUAACGAGUGUUGAGGUAAACAAGCGGUUCGUCACUUCGUACCUUCAUGUUCAUGGAAAGCUCAUCACCAAGAUAGGAAUGGAGACUUUUCAAGAAGCUGGUGUGCAAAUGCUGAAGGAAUUCAGAGCGUUGUUGCAGCAUUCGCCACUACCGCUUCCUGGUACUCGUUUACUUCAGCUUUUAGCGCUUAACAUGUUCGCGAUUGAGACCACGCAGCUAAAGGAUUCUCAGAUGGAGCAAGGAUAUAGAUCGGAGGUUCAAGAACGAGCACUCGUCGUAUCAUUGCAGAUGUUUAGCUUGAUCUUGGAGCGCGGUGUAUUCCUGCUGAAAGCUCAGCUAGAUAGCGGGCAGGAACCGAGGCUGGUGGUCGGCGAGGAUCUCCAAGUGCUUCUACCAGCCAUUAAGAUCUGGUGCGACUGGAUGCUCUGCCACAGUGCCGUUUGGAAUCCUCCGCCGUCUUGCACGGAUUACAGAGUCGGACCGCCGGGAGACGCGUGGAGCAGACUAGCGACGAUGGUGAACCUUUUGGAGAAAUUAAAUUACAACAGGACGACUCUGAUUCAAGGCAAGGAUACGGAGGAUCGCGAGGAAGACUUGGAGCUCGUAAAACUACCGGAGGAUAUCACGUUGGCUGGAUUCACCCCUCUCAUGCUGAAUCCUCAGGAUCCUUGCUACGUGGAAAAAACGGAAGAUAUGGAAGUGGCUCAGAUGUGCCUCAGGAUAAGCAAGAUUCUCUUCUUCGGUCAAGUGUUCUUGUGCGGUUUGGAGACACCGGUGCUGAAAUUGCAGAAAAGCGAGACCGGCGUCAGCGAAUAUGUUUCCGUGGUCGAGGCUUCGAGCACAAGCUCGCCGAGUUCGCCGCCGACACAGAGCGACUCGGAAUUCUUGGUAGAAAGUUACAGCGAGGGGGAAGAGGAGUCGAUUCCUACGUUGAGAAGAUUACCCUCGUGCGGCAACGUGCCCGACGAUACGACGGCUCCCGUGGCUGCUGUCGAGAUAAGGUCGUUGAUCGAGAGGAAGGAGGAACUGAAGAGGCGGCAGCGGAAACAAGAUCGGCAUCGACAGCGGGUACAGGCAAUCUUACAAAACUCCUCGGUAUCGGUAGAAAUCGAGGUGAGACCGAGACAGCUUGUGCCAGACACUAACUGCUUCAUCGACUACCUACAGCAAUUGCAGACCAUCGUGAGAGCCACUUCCGGCGCGCAGCCAAUCUACACUCUCAUGGUGCCACUCGUCGUACUAAAUGAACUCGAAGGUCUAGCUCGAGGCGCCGAUGCGAGAGAUUGUCCUCCAGCAUCGAGAGCGGCUCUAAAUCCUGAGCAUGUGGCGCGGGUUGCCGAGAACGCCAAGGCGGCACUGGCCUUCGCGAGAAGCCGAAAUCCGGCGAUCCGAUGCCUAACUACGAGGGGCACCGUUCUUUCAUCUAGUACUUUCACGUUGGAGGAAGACGUCGACAAGGAUGGAUUGACACGAAACGACGACAGGAUAUUGACUACGUGCCUCAGUCUCUGCAGAAGCCUCAAGGAACACGCAAACGCAGAGGAGGGUCAGCCGAGGCGUUUGAGACGGGAGGUGGUUCUGCUCACGGAGGACCGGAACCUCAGGGUGAAGGCUCUCGCCAGGGACGUGCCGGUGAGGGAAGUUCCCGAUUUCAUGGAAUGGGCUGGACUCGGCUGAGACGGAAUGACGUGAUCGCGACGAAGCUCCGAUUUUCACUUGACGAGAAAUCUCCCGUGUUCCUGAUCGCGCGAGCCCGAUCAAACGUCAAAAGUAAGACUCCUCCGAAGAACGCAACGCGAAGAAGAGCAAGGUUGCUCUCAUCGAGAACACCGACGGAUCUUCGUCGCGGAUCUUUCCCGUAGCCGUUGAUCGACCGUCGACUGAUGUGCGCCACACGAUCGCCGAAGUCCGCUGUCCGCGGGUUGGGUAUUCAGAUUUGUCUCCCGAUGGUGCUCUUCUUUUAUUUUUUUUUUCUAAAUUCUUUAAAAGUCCAAUUAUACGGAGAAACCGCGAAGCGCGGCGACCAGGAGCAAGUUCUGCGGAAGAAAAAGCAAGGCGCGCGCAGUCGCGUAAAAUUGCGAAUGAAGUACGGUACGGAGUGACGGGGAAAGAAACGAGCCCGGAGCCUGUCACUUGCCGUCUCGCUUGUCGGAAACGCGAGCUAUUCGAAGGCUCCACGAGAAUGAGCGUGACACUCUACCUACCUUGUAAUCCCUAACUGUUCCGUGUAUCUCGAACGUACAGAGAUAAAAAUCCCGAAGAGAGCCUUUUCACACGGGGACCGUGUAACGGGGCGGUCCGAAAGACACGUUGAAUCCAGGACGUUCACAGUCGUGGCGUACCCCCCUCCCUCCCCCCCCCAUACACACACACAUACUACGUACACCGAAGUAAAAUCAAGAGACAAAGGGACAAAGAAAAAGCGAAGAGGAACGGUAAAAAAUGUAGAGCUCUUGAACUAUCUUCAAGUGCUGUCACUGUUUGUAGAUCGGUUUUUUUUUUUGUAUCAGUAACGGCUGCCUAUUGCGACUGUGAACGAUCAUUUUGUAUAAUGUUGUUUUUUACCAAUAUUAAUUUUAUUCCGUUCGUAUAAGGUGUUACUAAAAUUUUUAUAAUCGUAUGUGUGGUCUGAGAUGGCGACGACGCGCUCGCUAGCGAAACGUGUCUUCUUAUCGUUCUCUUAUGAGUCCCCACCGUGACAUUUUCCACGAGGUGAUUCUCUUCACGUUUUCGUAACGCUGAAGUCAUUAACACCAUUACCUUUUAAGCUGCCGUAAUGCGAAUUAUUAAUAACGACGAUUCGUUUCCAACGAACGACUACGCGUCGUCGGGGAUGUCGACGAGAUCGAAAUGACAAUCGAACGUGAUCGUUGAUCGUGUGAUCCGGUCGUUGCUGAUUGGCGAGUGCCCUCGGGAAACGUUAGGUACGAUCGAAAAUUGCUCAUUUUUGAAAAUUAAUCUACAUAACGACUAAAUACAUGCGCGAAAAUUAUAUUUGAUUUUUAUUAUACAUAUCAAUACUUCAACAAGAUAUUGAUUGUUGAUAUUAUAACUUCAAACAAGAUUUUGAGUGUUUUCCCGCAGAGAAUAUAUUUUGCGCGUUAAUCCUCGAUGAUUUUUGAGAUUCUUUUUUCGAUCGUCUUCAAGCGAACGUACGCCAGUGCAUAUUCUCUUCUCUUGUGAGUAAUUGAGUACUGACAUCUAUAUCGUUUAGCUUAAGACAUUACAACGUAAGAAAAAUCAAACAAAAUUUUAUUUUAUCAGGUGCGAUUAUGCAAUCGUAUGGUGUUACUUAUACAAUAUCAAAGUUCACAUAUAGCUUUUACUUGAUACGCGGAGAAUAACUUGGUACGAUCGCUGUUACAAAAACAUUCCGUGGAACAUCGUGGAAUCACGUUGACGAGAUUUUCGAUUGACGUCGAUGUCAUUUUGCCCGACUUAGUCGUUACCGAGGCGCAACUUCAAUAUUGCCGAUUGUGAAUGCGCGAAGGAGGAGAUUCGCAAAAUAAUCUCUCUCGAAUAGAACAGAGAUACCGAGGCCGCUUCAUUCUCACGACGUAUUCUCGAAAGCGCGAACGCGACUUGCGCGCCGACGUUGGCGAAUUCUUUGCGUUUUUUUUUUAACUAUUACUCGAUUUUACCAGAGAUACGUAUACGAAUUUAGCUUUUUGGGAGAAGUUGACUUUUUCGAAAGUGGUCGAGACAUGCGCGCGACCAGCAAGGAACUGCGGGACCGAUGAUGCGUACACAAUGUCCUAUUUUUUGACAGAGAUAAGAUAGUUACUUAAUGCUCCUUAGUGUAUUAAAGAGUGUAUGUAUGCGUGCGAGAGAGAAAGAGAGGGGGGAAGGGAGCUCGAGAGAAAAAAAAAGAGGGAGAGAAUGACAAUUAGAUUAACGGAGGAAGACAGUCAGCGGAAAGGGAAAAAAACGCUUCGACGAACUAAAGACCGUAUCUACGAUAAGUCUCGAUGCUGUCCGAAGUCUCCUCGGAAUUUCUGCGAAUUCCUGCGAAUUAAAUCGAAUCGGUAAGUAGAAGAAGUGCCCACCCACUGCACCGCCCGGGCAGAAUCCUUUCGUUACACCGUGAUGUUCCGCUUGACAGGCCACGUCGUUCGGGCAGAAGAAAGUCCCGUCGAGUAUAAGGGUGUCUGUUCAGCGGUAUUUUAAGGGCGCGUAAGAAGUAUAUUAAAAUAUCUCUGUCGACCUGUCGUGGGAAAGUAUCUUCUUUCUACUGGAAAAAAAAAAAAGAAAUGUUCGUGUCAAGAAUUCUAUCAUUACUUACGAAUUUAAUUGUAUUUCUGCGAGAUCGCACGAAUAUUUCGCGAGUAGGAUCUUGGAAACUUGCUUUUUGCGAAACGCGUUGAGGUCUUAUUUAAGUAUACGUACUUCUUAAUGUCGUCGUAAGAAGACGGUGAAGUAGCAUUCGUCAACGAUACUUCACAAGAUCCAAGAUCGGCACCAUUGAGAGGAUAGAGAAAGAGAAAACGGAGGAAAAGAGAGAGAAAUGCGAGUUCGCGCCUCGCGAAGUUGUUCAUAUCUCUUGUCCUUCGACGUGUCCGAUGUUUGCCUUGACGUCUUAUUCUUUUCCCCCCCUGUCGCCCUUCUUACUCCCCACCCCUCCCCCUCCACGUCGCCGUUUUUAGCUCAAUUUUUUAUUCGAACCUUCACGGCGAGAGAAAGUACGUAUUGAUAGAGUUUGACGAAGCCCACUCGAAGCACCGACGAUGUACACUGUCAUUGUGUUUCACUAAUUUCUAAGUAUAGCCUUUCGUAGCCUUUUUAAUGCGCGCGCUCGGUCGUCACAAGCGAUCGAUUAUUAUUAAUAGCAGACGUUUGAGAUGUAGAAGGAAUGGGCGAGUGAAAUCGAUCGCGCGAGUGUAUCUUACAGUCGCGAAUACAUUAUGGGAAUUAUCGCGGAACACUUAUUUCCUUAAAUCGACAAUCAUACGAGAGACAUAUUUUUAACACGACUAAGAUCAAAAUGUGAGAACGGUAUCUUGAAGUGCUCCGAGUAAGUAUAAUUGCAUUAAGUAUAAUUUUUUUAGACCAUCAAAAUAAUCAUGUAAGAUGCUUAAACAUAAUUAUAAUACCGCUAAAAAUUUUGUUAUUCUAACAACCAGUUUGAAUUCCACAUAAUUAGCUUAUAGAUAAUCCAACAAAAAAAUUAUUCUUAGAUCUGUAUGUUCAGCUAAGCUAAACUUUUAAGUUCUUUAGCAAAUCUGUUGUUUUUAGUUUAUAAGUUUUUAUAUUGAAUAAACUUCAAUUUCGUUUUUUUUUACGUAUGUUUUACAUAAUAAUAAAAAUUAAUAUUAGUGGCAUUAAUUAUUAUUGCUGAAAAUAAUGAAAGAGUGAAAAAGAUAUUUAAUAAUAAAAUUUUUUUUAAUUAUUAUUUUACUGAAAACGCAAUUUGCGUAUGAUUGAUUGUCGGUCCUCGAGGCAAGUGUUCAGCGAUAAUUCAAUUACUUAGCUUAGUACGGGAUAACAAUCAGGGUAUAGCUUGCAAUUGUACUCCGGGCAUAUCACACAGUAUAUUUACAAUAUCAUCGCAAUAGUUCUCUUCUGCAAUAGUCAUAGUGGUGCAAUAGACACUCUAUCCAUGAAUAAGCCAUCUUGAUAAGACUAUCCGUCCCCGAGUAUCAUAAUCCAUUUUCAUUGUUUCGAUGUAAUAUAACUUCACUUCACUCACUCCGGUCUUUCAACUUUGAAAUUGCAUACGUCGAUCCCGCGAGUAGUUACCAGCUGCUCCGAUCGGCUUACUCACGAUUGAGUUCACGUUAACCCGUGCUUAAUAGAAAGAAAGAAAGAAAGAAAGAAAGAGAGAGAGAGAGAGAGAGAGAGAGAGAGAGAGAUUGAGUGAAACGCCUGAGAAAUAUAGGUAGACGUUUGACGUAAGAUAGACGUCGUAAUUUUUAGAAUUGAUUUAUCUCGGAUGUGGACUAGCAAAAUCCCGCGCUUUCAACGCUCUCCGCUUCCGAGAUAACUCUCGCACCAUAAGUGUACCUAUAUCCAUAUUGUAUAUAGGUAUAUAUAAUUAUAUAUAAUUAAACACAUUUAUAUAUAAUUAUACAUAUAUAAAUACACCCACCCCGUCACCGAUUUUAUGCUAGUUUCUCGCAAUAUCUCUAAUCUAUGUACACGUGUAUUAUUAUGUGACGAAGCAAAAGAACGCGAUGUAUUUGCACUUGUUUUCUGAGAAGAGAUUUUACUGACAAUGCGAUAUGAUGUCGUUGACGACGAGACGGUGAUGAUGAUGAUAAUGACAAUGACAAAACUGCGAGGAUGACGCUACGAAAGCUGAAAUUUUAGGCUAAUCGUUUAUUACAUAUUAUGAGAAAUGUCGCUACUAAUAGUGUUACCAUUUUGAAUAUUCAAUAAAAAGUUGAGACUAGCGUUAUUACAU
Messenger RNA from Monomorium pharaonis (pharaoh ant), 9934 nucleotides. It is a transcript of the gene Smg6, whose product is annotated as telomerase-binding protein EST1A. The record is from RefSeq and is a predicted model, not a curated record. Gene Ontology annotation, biological process: nuclear-transcribed mRNA catabolic process, nonsense-mediated decay. Gene Ontology annotation, cellular component: telomerase holoenzyme complex. Lineage: Eukaryota; Metazoa; Arthropoda; Insecta; Hymenoptera; Formicidae. Gene Ontology annotation, molecular function: telomeric repeat DNA binding; telomerase RNA binding; protein binding.